UCAGAGUGUCUGCAGAACGAUGUCAAGCUUUUAACCGUUCGCCUUUCGUCUUCUUCUUCUUCUUUAAUUUCAACUUCAUUUUCUUACUUCUUACGUAACACAAUCACACAAAUCCAACGUGACAUUUAAGACAUCCAAACAUAAUUCUUUCUUUCGCAAAGAUUCAAAAACAGUUCCAGUUAAUCUCGAAUUAUCGAGCAAUGACCGAUAUAGAGGCAGCAUGCACUCACUCUCCAUAACUAUAUCGAGCAACAUAAUCAUUGAAUACACUCGUGCACCUGCCGCCUCUCCCCGUCGAACGCAAGUUAUCUGACAGCAGUCAUCUCGUCAUUUAGAACGUUUUAUGCUGACGAAACUGACAGCAGGCACGUGUGUCAUCAAGUUGAAAAGAGUCAUCGUUUAAGAGCACAAUUACUGAUGUCUAAUGUCAAGGUCGAAUUUUGAAAGAUGUUAAUAAUCAAAGAGAAGUCGACCGUUCGAGUUAUUUAAGAAGACUAGCGUUUUUGCGGUUCGUUUAUCAAAUCUCUCUGAUCACGUAUACGCAUGUAGGUUCAAAUAUGAUACAUAUGCAUGAAUACGCUCACAUUGAUAAAUGAAAUUAUCAUUGCCUAGUCAAUUACUGAAUGGAACAAUAGAGAAAUAUGUAUAACUACUAGCCAGUUCUUCGCAAUAUGGACAGAAAGAAAAGAACUGAGGAAGAAAGAGGUCAGCAAAUGACUUGUAUACGUCACAUUUUCCACUUCUCUACAACAUAAGUUCAUUGACAUUUAAAGCCAGUUUUGCUGCAGACUCUUGAGAAAUAUGUACAUCAGUAAAUGUACGUCCGCUCUUCCACGGAGUAACGGAUCGGAAUAAACCUUGCUCGAGACUCGCUGUUACCAUUGGAGUUACUACCGAUAUAUUACGGUUAUAUAUACUAUGUUAUAUUAUGGUUAUAUAUGCUAUAUGUACUACGAUUAUAUAUACGUUUAACAAGCAUACCAAGUGCGUGAAAAAUGUUGAAUCGAGUGAAUAAAUGGAGAUCGUAUAGGAAAACUGGUUCGAACGUUUAGCCGACUCUUGGAUAGUGAGCUGGAUAAGAAUCAAAUUUAUAAUACUUCUUAUAAAUGAUAGUGUGAUGUAUUAAUUAAUUGCUAAUGUAUUCAGUGACUCAAUCGAAGACUUUUCUCAGAAGUGGGAAUAUUUUUAAAGUCAAACAUUCAGAUUCAUUUUUCUUUAUCACUGUUUUUUUUUUUGUUUUUUAGUUAAGAAUCUUCGAAGUUAAAUCAUCUCAAGUUAUUUAUUUAGAUGACGUUAUUAAAAUGCAUCGACGAUAACAGUCAAAUCAUUUGUACAACGAAACGAUCUAUUCGAAUUUACUGGUAUCGUUUUAUUUGAUAUCAUGAACUAUUUUAAAAUAAAUCAAGACCCGUCAUUAAAUGAGAGUACUUUCUUACCAAAGUAUUACGACACAAUGACAACGGGCGUUGAUCCCGCCUCUCUUUUUAUCUUUUCCCUCAUUGCCUUCUCUUUUUCGUAUCUCGGUAAAAAAAAACACCGAUAAUCAGGUUUCUAUAAAAACUUUUGUCGAUUAUCUAAUUCGUUCAAUGCCUCGUUCGAACGUUGCACGUUUUCUCUUUAAUCGUCGAACUGUGAAAUAGAAAGGAAUGUUUACACACCUCGCGAAGAGGCCUUUGUGUUAAUGCAUGACAUUGUUACGCUUGAGCUGACUCAAUGUCCGCUAUAUUUUAAUAUACAAAAACAGCUGUCUUUAAAGACGAACUGAAUGUUCUUAACAUUCUUUUACCAAGGAUUUGAUUAUCGUACUUUUUUACUAUAAUGACUACGUUUGUUUUAUCGUUCCCAAUAUUACGAAUGGAAGUACUCACUAAAUACGACGUAAAGUAAUCUACUUUACGUAUUGCAAGGACGGCUAGCUUUUCUGUAUUAAAAAAAGAAAAAGAUAUCUUGACAGAGUCUUUAGUUCGUCAAGCCCGUCAGUUGUACGGUAACGGUAGAACAAGACGGUUUCGAAACGUUUCUCUAGAAUCGGUUCGCUUACUAUCGAUUAUAUUUUCAACGAGAUGGCGAGUGUCGAUAAUGAUUUGGAGGAGCUUAUGGGGCAUCUCGGAGAAUUUGGGAGAUAUCAAUUCUGGCAAUUCUGUUUACACAUCGUUGGAGCUUUGACUGCUGGUUUACAUAUGUUAACUUUAUUGACUGUUGCUGCAGUACCUGCUCACAAAUGCGUUAUACCAGCCAUCAAAUCCACUCUCAUAGAUACAUUAAACGAUUCGUUGGUUGUAGCGAACAUAAAUAACACGAUCAUUAUAUCAGAGCCAUUGGACACUUGUAAUUAUUUGGACGAAUUUAACGUAACAAAGAAGUGCGAAUUUUGGACAUAUGACACGGAAUAUUUCAAAUCGUCACGUGGUAUGGAGUGGAAUUUCGUUUGUUCGCGUAGAUGGAUGGGUGCAAUGGCACAGUCGGCAUAUAUGUUCGGUGUGUUUGUUGGUGCUGUGACCUUGGGUAGUCUCGCCGAUAAAUACGGAAGGAAGAUAAUCUUCUACGUCUCCGCGGUAUUGCAACUGAUACUCGGUACCAUGGUCGCUUUGGUCAACGAGUAUUACACUUUCCUUCUCGUGAGAUUCCUCUACGGCAUCUUUGGCUCAGCUGGCUCUUAUAUAACCGGAUUUGUACUGACGAUGGAACUGGUGGGCGCCUCAAAGAGGACUAUCUGCGGCAUAAUGUUCCAAUUCGCUUUCGCAACUGGUUUUAUGUUAGUCGCUGUUUGGGGUGCUCUGAUUAAGGAUCGAACCUGGUUACAAAUAAUUUACGGACUACACAGUGCACUAAUGCUAGGACACUGGUGGCUCAUGGACGAAUCCCCAAGAUGGUUAUGGGCUCAAGGCCGAGCUAAGGAGGCCGUAGAAAUCGUGAAGAGAGCCUUAAAGAUGAACGGGAAUAACGUGAACUUGAAGAGCGGAAAAUUCCUUGCAACUUCGAAGAUAAAGCAUAACUCCGAGGAAGAUAAAACUCAUAACGGAUUUGAUUUAUUGAAAACUCCGAAUCUUCGAAAGAAAACCUUGAACGUAUGCCUCAACUGGUUCGCCAAUUCGAUUGUUUAUUACGGCUUAUCUUUGAAUUCUGGAAAUCUUGUAGGCAAUCCUUAUUUAAUGCUCUUCUUGAGCGGCCUCGUCGAGCUGCCAUCGUAUGUUAUGCUAAUAUUUCUAAUGGAUCGUACUGGUAGAAGGUGUCUCGUCAGUACAUUCAUGUUAGUCGGCGGCCUUUGCUGUAUAUGUGCAGCUUUCGUCCCGAAGGAGGACAAUAUUGGAGCGACAGUGACAGCUGUUAUAGUAUUGUUCGGUAAGGCCUGUAUCGCGGCAUCCUUCGCAGUGAUCUACAAUUACACGGCCGAACUAUUUCCCACGGUAGUGAGGAACACGGCCCUUGGUAUUGGCUCCAUGUGCGCUCGUCUCAGCGGUGCCCUAACGCCAUUGAUCAUGCUCUUAGAUUUUCUAGAUCCGAAAGUACCAGCCACGUUGUUUGGUUUGGUAGCCUUGGCCUCUGGCUUCCUAGCUCUUUAUUUACCAGAAACCGUAAAUCAGCCGAUGCCAGAGACAAUCGAGGACGGUGAGAACUUCGGUAAACACGACACGUGCUUCACCACCUGCCUUGGCGAUAGAAAGCACCAUUAUGUCGACACUUACGAAGUCACUCUUGAUCAAAUGACCGAUAAAGAGGAAAAAGACAAAUUAAAUGAAACUUAAUGUUGAACUGCACUUAUAUAAAUUCUAUUCAACGCAUUUAAGUUUUCUUAUCAUCGUUUCUUUUCUCACAAAAAAUUAAUCUUGCGAUAAGGCGUCAUAAACUCGUCAUGCCAAUCUCAUAAAAUCAUGUUAGCUUAAGAGUAAUAAUUCGAAACUUUGAUCGGAAUCAUGUCGUAUGAAGAAACACUUUCUUUCCCACUCUCAUUCAUCUCAUAACAUCUUAAUUGGAAUUUAAUGGACGUAUAUUGAUUAUUUUGUUUGAUAAAAUCAUUUGGAGUUUAUGUUACAUCGUCCUACAAUGCGUAUAUGAUACGUGUGAAUAAACGCGUAUAUAGCAUGGUCUUUUUAAGAUAAUCAUUGAGAAUAACUAAAGUGCCUUUUAUCUAAUGACAAUCCAAACUCGUUUUUAUUACUAUUAUAAUAACGUUGUAACCGUCCUUUUUCUUUUCAUAUAAAUCGAAUAAAAUAUGAAUUAAAAAAGGAGGGAUUAUCAUUGAAAUUAUGUCCGACGAUGCGACUUGCGAAAAACCGGUUUGGUUGGUUUUCGAAUAUUCAAAUUGGGACCACUAUUGUUGUUGUUUUCGCAUAAUUAAUUUUUAGCGCAAUCUAAUGAUACAUAGCGAUCUAUAAAUAUAUCUGUACACAUACAUACAUAAUAUAUAUACACAUACAUUUAAUAUAUUUUUAUUAUCAAUAUAUAUGGGAGCAUGUCAAUUUCUCAAGAUCGAUUUUUGACAAAUUAUAUAUAAUAACAAUCAAUCAAGAUCGACUUUUAAUAAAUUACAAAGCAUGCGAAUACAAAUUGUAACAUAAAAUUCUGUAAAAUAUAUGUAUGCGUAUUAAUUAAUGAUAUAUAAAUUGUGAUUAAGUAUGAAAAAUAAAU
Vespa velutina is the source of this 4629-nucleotide messenger RNA. Its product is annotated as organic cation transporter protein. The transcript is spliced from 4 exons. The coding region runs from base 2064 to 3746 and encodes 560 amino acids. Gene Ontology annotation, biological process: transmembrane transport. Gene Ontology annotation, molecular function: transmembrane transporter activity. The record is from RefSeq and is a predicted model, not a curated record. Lineage: Eukaryota; Metazoa; Arthropoda; Insecta; Hymenoptera; Vespidae. Gene Ontology annotation, cellular component: membrane.